GGCCAGAAUCUUCGACUUGGAGACAAGGACAUUUCUGCUUUGUCCUUCCUUGCUGCAAAGAGUGCAAACUAUUGAACCACAUUAAAUCAGCUAGACACAACUUCAUGAAUCAGGAACUGUCUAUCAUCCACUGUGAAGAACAUUAUUUCUUACAGAGAAGAGUGAAAGAGACCGCAGCACCAAAACUUCUUUCCACGAGGUUGCAAUUUAGAACAAGAAAAGACUAGAAGCUGAAGGAAUCAUUUGACAAACAACAACAAGCAAACACAAGACUAUUGGAAGAUGGCGCAUCUCUUACUGUAUAAAAAAGAACAAAUAGCAGAACCACCAAAGAAGAAUACAGGAGACUUCAAACACAGGGAGAGUGAAGAUGCUGAACUGGUCUUUGUUGGGGUGGAAUAUGUAAAUGAAGAUGAUGACAUCCUCUUUGUCCAAGUGAUUUCAAAACCAAAACCAGUUGCUUCAAAAAUUUUGAACAGAGCCACAAGAGAUUCAGAAAUAAAGAGAGGUGUUUUGAAUCAAGAUCCUGCUCACACAUUGCAGACUGCCAGUCACAACACCCCUAGAGAUGCCAUCUUACUUUCUCAAUCUGAAUGCCUAGCAAUUGAUAGUCCUAGUCUUUUACAGCCUUCCUCUCACCCUGGUUAUGAAGUGAGAUCUCUACAAGUCAUGCAUCAAAACACUUCAGAUUUGCUCUCUCAGGGUCAUUGUGGAACUAAAGUUCCUGUAAGAGACCAGGAUGAUCCAGAGGAACUUUUCAUUUUGGACAUAGAGAAUGAAAAUAUCAAAAGACCUAAACUGAGUGAUGGAAUCCUCAAGAAGCAGUACUCAGUUAUAGCCCCUCCAGCUAUCUCUCCUAAAUUAAACACAAAUAGACCAUCAGAAGGCAUCCAAAACUCAUCAAGUUAUGUUCAGGCUGGAGCAUCAUAUCCUUGGAUUUACACACAUGGCAAGGCACAUUUCAGUUGUAUGGAUCCAGGAAGAGCAAAUAGACUGGAAAUUCAGGAAGAAGCUAACUUUUCAAGUACAACAAGUGAAAAUAGGGCCAUUGUUCCCAACCAAGAAAAUCUGAUCAUGCUGCUUCAUGACUUUUACUAUGGACAGCACAAAGGAGACAGAAAACAUCCAGAACAAAAGAUUUAUAAAACUUUCAAAUGCUCUAGCUGUUUGCAAAUCCUAAAAAAUGUCAAGUUUAUGAAUCACGUGAGUCAUCAUUUGGAACUUGAGAGACAAAGGGUUGACAGCUGGGAAAUUCACACCAAUUGCAGGCACUGCCACCGGCGGUUCUGCACUCCCUUCGAGUUACAAUGUCAUGUAGAAAGUGUACACACUGCCCAGGAAGCCGUCCCUUUAUGUAAAAUUUGUGAGUUAUCAUUUAAAACCAAUCAGGCUCUUUUGGAGCACAUGAAGUACAAUCAUAAACCUGGUGAAAUGCCCUAUGUGUGCCAGGUUCAAUUACAGAUCAUCAGUUUUUGCAGAUGUGGAAACACAUUUCAAGACAUACCACAACUACACUAAGAAUUUGCUUUGCUUGUUUUGCCUCAAAAUUUUCAAAACCACAAGCUAUAUGAAACAUUGUUGGAAGCACUGGAA
Messenger RNA from Erinaceus europaeus (western European hedgehog), 1593 nucleotides. RefSeq names its product zinc finger protein 280A-like. Lineage: Eukaryota; Metazoa; Chordata; Mammalia; Eulipotyphla; Erinaceidae. Gene Ontology annotation, molecular function: RNA polymerase II cis-regulatory region sequence-specific DNA binding; DNA-binding transcription factor activity, RNA polymerase II-specific. The record is from RefSeq and is a predicted model, not a curated record. Gene Ontology annotation, biological process: regulation of DNA-templated transcription.